Molecule: messenger RNA, 1939 nt
Organism: Selaginella moellendorffii
Lineage: Eukaryota; Viridiplantae; Streptophyta; Lycopodiopsida; Selaginellales; Selaginellaceae
Product: histone H3.v1-like
Exons: 2
Coding region: 431-1669 (412 amino acids)
Source: RefSeq, a predicted model, not a curated record
AACCUGGGACCUCCUAAUCGCAUCUCGGGAAGAUUCCAUUUAUACGCUUGCGUGCCCUCUCUCUCUCUCUUUCAUUCUCUCCUUGGCUCUGUCGAGUACAUCGUCACUGGCGGAGGCGGCGCUACAAACAUUGAUCGGUUCUUCAAAGUCCAGGCUCUGCCGCUAGGCGGUGACAGAGUUCUUCACGUCUCGCUCAUCGAUCCGGCGCCGAUUUAUGCCGCGCUCGAUCGAUCCAGGUUACUGUAAGUGAGUGCUGCAUUUCUCAGGGAUCCUCCUUGAUAGCGCUCCUCCAUCGUUCCUUCUCCUCGAAAUAUCGCUCCUCCAUCGAUCUCUCCUCCUCCCGCAUCGAUCUUUGUUCGCGAAAUAUUUCUCUUUUCUCGAAAUAUUCUCUCUACUUGUCGAUCGAUUCCACUCUCCAGCGACUCUCACCAUGACGGAGCUCGAGAAAUCCAUGGCGGACAGGGAAUACCGCACAUCGGACACCCUGCUCGUGAGAAUCGCCGAGCGGCCCCUUGCUGUCGCCGCUAUCUUCUUCCUCACUGCUAUCUUCCCCUGGGUCGUCUACUUCUACGCUCCAGCGCUUGCCGAGGCAUUCCAGUCGACGAGCUACACGGAUCUCAUCCAGUGGCUGUCCUUGCCAGUGCUCUUCCUCCUCGUCAACUGUGUGGUGUUCUUCCUGUGGAUCAAUCACUCCAAGAGCAGCAGUGGCAGUGGCAGUGGCAUCGCUAGAGCUCCUUCCUCCAUCGCGGGGGAGAGCUUGAUCGGCAACAGCGAAGAUUGGGGCAGUGUUUUUGAUGCUCAUCGCCAGGUGAAGAAGGAUGAGAGUAGCACUACUGUAGCUGACAAUCCCAAGGCUCGGGAAUCGGACCCUUCGUUCUCAUCGUCAUCGGAAUCCGAGAGAGAGGAAGAAGAAGAACGACGAGAAGUUGAUGAACUUCGAAGAAAGCUAGAGCUUCCAGCAAGAGAAGAACAAGAGCCACAAGUAAAGAAGCGUCCGGCAAAGAAGAUCUCCUCAAAGCUCGAGGAGGAACGCGAUCAUCAGCCUCCGGCAAAGAAGAUCUCCUCAAAGCUCGAGGAGGAACGCGAUCAUCAGCCUCCGGCAAAGAAGAUCUCCUCAAAGCUCGAGGAGGAACGCGAUCAACCGGCUCCAUCUCCAACAGCAUCGAGGAAGAAGUCCGCCAGGAACGAGCAAUUGGAGUCGAUCGACGAGCAGAGAGUGUCCAGGCCGAGGCACAAGAAGACCCAAUCGCUCAAGCUGGACGCCAAGAUGCUGGAGGAGAUCCACGCCGCGGCGGACAAGGAGCACCAGGAGCAGCAGCAGCAGCAGCAGCAGAAGCAGACGCAGGCGCAGACGCAUCGAGUGACGAGGAGGAACUCGUCGCCCAAGUCGAGAACGCCCACGCCAUCUUCCUUUGGGCUGGAGAUGGAUCCCAAGCACGUCACCCGGAGGAAUUCGUCGCCAAAGACCAUGACGCCCACGGCCUCGUCGUCGAUAUCAACACCCUCGCUCGCAAACAUCGGCACUUACAUCCCACCGUCGCGCCCGGUCCCUCUCGACCGGGACGAUCUCAACACCCGCAUCGACAGCUUCCUCACCAAGUUUAAGAUCGAGCGCCAGGAAUCCAACUUGCGAGCCGCGCUCUUGAGCGACGACCAAAAGAACCGGUGAAAGGCUCUCUUCAUCCGCCAUGACCCCACGAAGGAAAAGAAAGCGGGACCUUCACUGGAUCUAGAGCGCGAUCGAUCAAUCGCUUCUUUGGAGAACAAGAAUGUCCACAGCUUUUUUUCUUGAAACACUGUGUAAGAAGUAAAAAAGGGAGGGAUCGAUCCAUCGAUCACGAGCGGCUGCCUCUACAGUCGAUACUAGUUUUGUCAGAGCUUUCUUGGUUUUCUCCUUUUUUAUUUGUUAAAAUGUGUGGAAAAGGCUUUGGCCAAGAUA